AUGAAUAAUAUUGAAGAAUCUGGCCAAGCCUCGCCUACAUUGAAAGGCAAAGUUGAGGCAGAAAGACAACAACAUAUUAUUGUAGAUAAAAAAAGAUUAAUCACAUUCACUCUCACAGACAUAUGUUCAUUAUUGGAGAAAGUUAUGGAACAACAAGGGGACGAAUCAGUAAUCACAUGUGGUGAUAUUGAUUGGAAUUUAAUAGCUUCUCAACUAGAUAAAGAUCCUUUUGAAAUUGAAUACUUCUGGAGAGUUUUUAACCCAGAUGUACAUUUUAAGCCUUCUCUAGGCUAUGCUAUAGUACCAGUAGAAUUAAAUCUUAAUCAAGAAACAUUAUUACUCUAUAGUAAUAUAGAUCAUCGAACUAACGCAAUGUACAACUAUAAAUUACAAAAUUCAAUCAAUUCCAAAAUGGACUCUUUUAGAAACGAAACCAUCCUAAAACCAAUUUUAGACUUUGCAAAUAUAAAAAUGCAAUUAUUAAAAUCUGCGGAUGAAGCUAAAAAAAAAAUUAAUAAUAAUUCAACAUGCACUCCCGCCGAUGGCGCCGGCGGCAAAUGUGGUAACUAG
Messenger RNA from Cryptosporidium ubiquitum, 570 nucleotides. RefSeq lists its product as uncharacterized. Bases 1 to 570 code for a protein of 189 amino acids. The record is from RefSeq and is a predicted model, not a curated record. The transcript has a single exon. NCBI's taxonomy places the organism in Eukaryota, Apicomplexa, Conoidasida, Eucoccidiorida, Cryptosporidiidae.